Messenger RNA from Leptinotarsa decemlineata (Colorado potato beetle), 4259 nucleotides. RefSeq names its product patatin like phospholipase domain containing sws (gene sws). Gene Ontology annotation, biological process: phosphatidylcholine metabolic process. The record is from RefSeq and is a predicted model, not a curated record. Lineage: Eukaryota; Metazoa; Arthropoda; Insecta; Coleoptera; Chrysomelidae. Gene Ontology annotation, molecular function: phosphatidylcholine lysophospholipase A1 activity. Gene Ontology annotation, cellular component: endoplasmic reticulum.
CACUUCACACUUUAUUUGACAAUUUUGACAUUGACUGAUAACAUAUCGAUAUAUAAGUGGAAAUAUAAGUCAUAAGUAUUUUGAAUAUAAUAUGAAUGCCAUAAUAUGGAUGUAUUAAAUGCAAUAAAAAACUUCAAUUCCGAUUUAGGAGUAAUAACAAAGUCUACAUGGAUUGGAAAUUUAUCUAUACAAAAUGCAGAAACAUAUAAGGUAUUUUAUUUACUUGUCAUAGGAAUAGUGUUUAUUCUAGCAACAGUGGUGAUCUUAUGUGUCAAACAAUGUUCAAGAAAAGUUUUUUCUCAAAAAGAGGUCCUUACUCAAGAAACAACAAGAUUUCGGAAAAGAGACAAGGCAUUAUUCUAUGGCAGAAAAAUGAUACGUAAAGUUAAAAAUAUUUCUGGACAAGUUAGAAAUUCUGGUCAGGGCAAAAAAAGAAAAUUGGUUAUGAAGUUUGCUAGAAAAAUUUUGCAAUUGAAGAAGGAAACAGAACAAGAACAAUUAAAGGUGUUGGAACCACCAGUCGAGUACCUCCAAGAAGAUAUGCUUACUGAUGAACGUAUGCCUCCUGAUGCCUUUUAUAUGCUUCAGAGUAUAAGAGUUUUUGGACACUUUGAAAAACCUGUUUUUUUGAAACUUUGCAAACACACCGAAAUUUUAAAUGUUAGUGCAGGAUCAUAUUUGUUCAGGAUAGGUGACCCAGAUGAGAAUGUUUACAUAGUGCAAAGUGGAAGACUUAAUGUUACUAUCACAGGAAAUGAGGGAACCAAUACCUUAAAAAUUGUGAAACCUGGCGAAUCUGUAACUUCUUUAUUGAGUUUCACAGAUGUUUUAACUGGGCACACAAAACCUUACAAAACCGUUUCAGCUAAGGCAAUUGAAGAUUCCACAAUUUUGAAGUUGCCAAUGGCUGCAUUUCAGGAAAUAUUUCAGGAGUAUCCAGAUAUAUUUGUGAGGGUAUUACAAGUUAUUAUGGUUAGAUUGCAACGAGUAACUUUCACAGCCUUACAUCAAUACUUAGGACUUAGUGCAGAAUUAGUUCAACAGCAUCCAAAACAAAAAAAUCCCUUAUCAUCCCCAAAGAAAAAACGGGAUGAUGCUACUCCAUCUACCUUUGGUACAGACAGCUCGUUUACAUCUACACAACCAAUACCUGUGCCAGGCCAUAAAAGAAGCAAGUCAUCGUUAGAUUCAAAAUCUUUUUCACCUUAUUCAAAUACUCCAGAUAUGAUAGCAGAUGCAGAAAGUGGUAUAAGUAAUAAUAACCCAGAUUUGACUUUGAUUCAGAAAAAGAGGGCAUCUAUGCCUGAUUACCCAGAUGAUGAAGAGCUAAUUCGAAUUGCAACUGAUGCAUUUGUCAGAGAUUUAGGUCUGGAUGAUGAGACAAUAAUAGAAGGGAAAGUUGAGAUUAGAGAAGUUCCAGCUGGAACAUAUAUAAUGAAAGAAGAUUCAAACAAGGAAAGAUCAAAUGUUGAGAGCAUCUUCGUCCUUGGUAGAAUGAACCCACAAAUGUCCAAGGAUUGUGCUCUUGUCUAUGUAAUAUCAGGAGCCUUAGUAGUUUCACAGAAAAUGUUUGAUGGCGAGGAAGAGAUUCACAUGUUCACCUCUCAUUCAGGGGAGAUAGUUGGAGGAUUGGCUGUACUCACAGGAGAACCAAGCUUCUUCACCAUUAAAGCCAAACAUCAUACAAGAAUUGCAUUGAUAUCUAAGAACACUUUUUAUAGGGUUGAAGUUUUAUCCAUAGACUAUCAGUCUGGAUUUGUUUCCUAUGAUGUAGAGUCUACAUCACGAAUUCAAAAAACUAUUUGGGAAAACUAUAAAGUAAACCAAGUUAUAUUAAAUUUGGUAGAUAAUGCAUCAUUGAUAGUCACCAGUAAACUCUUCAGCAGAACAAUGGCAGACGAUGAGUGGGAUCUUGUGAACAGGGUUGUGAAUAAUAAUACUACACGCUACCAGCGUUUGACUGAGGAGGAUAAACGUAUCGUCGAUGCAAAAUGUCGGGCUUGUAUGGAAGCUGAAAUGGGCGACAAUGGUGACCCUUUUGAUGACGGUGAUUAUGACACUGACCUUACAUAUUGGCCAGAAUAUGAUAGGACUGUGUCCAAUGUUGAAGUUGAGAUGGUGACACAAACAAAACGAAGUACAACUGUUAUAGCUGUCAGAGACUCUGAACUGGCGAAACUUCCUGAAGGUUUAUUCAAUGCAAUCAAACUAAGAUAUCCAAUAGUUGUAACUAGGCUUAUUAAUUUAUUAGGUCAUAGGAUAUUAGGUACAUGGAAAAAAUCUUCGCUGAGUGUUCACUCUCCGAGUACUUCUGCUGUGGAAAGCAGACCCUCACAGAUCAACUUCUCAACUGUGGCAAUUGUUGCUGCAUCAGAUGAUGUUCCACUCACUUCUUUCACUUAUGAACUUCAUCAUUGUUUAAGUGCCAUUGGAUCAACUUUAAGACUGACUUCGGAAGUAAUUCGUAAAACUCUCGGUGCGAAAAUCAUGGAUCCAAACAACGAGUAUCGUCUUUCCUCCUGGUUGGCGCAGCAGGAGGAUCAUUACAAAAUUUCACUAUACCAGUGCGAUCUAACGGUUAGUGCUUGGACUCAGCGUUGCAUCAGACAGGCCGAUUGUAUCUUGAUAAUAGGUAUUGGAGAGAACCAUCCCACACUCGGAAAGGUAGAGAAAGAAAUUGAACGGUUGGCCAUAAGAACACAAAAGGAACUUGUUCUUUUGCAUAAAGAAGGCGGUAAACCUCACAAUACCAUCGCUUGGUUGAAUAUGAGAACUUGGGUAUCUUCACAUCAUCACCUUGUUUGUCCCAAUAGAGUAUUUUCUAGGAAGUCGCUCUAUAGAAUCAAUGAAUUAUACUCAAAAGUAUGUACAACUAGUCCAAACAUUCACUCAGAUUUUUCCCGUUUGGCUAGAUGGUUGACAGGAAAAUCUGUCGGAUUAGUUUUAGGAGGAGGUGGUGCAAGAGGAUCAGCUCACAUCGGGAUGAUCAAAGCUAUACAAGAAGCUGGUAUUCCCAUUGAUAUGGUAGGAGGAGUUAGUAUAGGUGCUUUUAUGGGGGCCUUGUGGUGUCAAGAAAGAAAUAUAACUACUGUUACUCAGAAAGCAAGAGAGUGGUCAAAGAAAAUGACUCAGUGGUGGCGUCAGAUCUUAGACAUGACUUAUCCAAUGACUUCAAUGUUUAGUGGCCGAGACUUUAACCAAACAAUUCGCGGUACAUUUGGAGAUACUUAUAUAGAAGAUUUAUGGUUACCCUACUUCACCGUCACUACUGAUAUUACAUCUUCCUGCAUGAGAAUUCAUUCACAUGGUCAGAUGUGGAGGUAUGUGAGGGCAAGUAUGUCGAUAGUGGGCAUAUUUCCUCCGAUUUGUGAUCCAAGUGACGGGCAUUUGAUAGCUGAUGGUUGUUACGUUAAUAAUGUUCCAGCUGAUGUGAUGCGAAGUUUGGGUGCUAAUCAUAUAUUGGCAAUUGAUGUUGGCUCAGUAGAUGAUCAAGACCUGACUAAUUAUGGAGAUGAUUUAUCUGGUUGGUGGUUGCUGUGGAAAAGAUGGUACCCAUUUACAGAAACUGUGAAAGUUCCUAAUCUUCCUGAUAUACAGUCACGAUUAGCCUAUGUUAGCUGUGUUAGACAACUUGAGGAAGUCAAAAACAGUGACUACUGCGAAUAUAUACGUCCACCCAUUGACAAGUACAGAACACUUCAAUUUGGAAGCUUUGAUGAAAUUAGAGAAGUAGGUUAUUUGCAUGGCAAAGCAUAUUUUGAGGGACAGAUGAAGGCUGGUAACCUGCCAGUUUUCAAAACUCCUUCAGAAUUGCAUAAAAGUUCUUCAAAUGUUAAUACUUUGGGAAAUUACACUUUUACUGACUUGGCACAGAUGGUGUGCAAAGUCUCUAGGCCCUAUGAAGAUGAAUCAAUCUCUAGUUCUUCAGAUGAAGAAGACGAUGAUGGCAGAGGUGGAUAUGCCUCUGAACCAACCGUUGGACUGUCGGAAAAUGAAAAGGAAAUCUUGGUAAGGAGAACCGGAGGGUCCCUAUCAUUAUCAGAAAAUGAAAUGGAAUCCGAUGUAGAUUUUGAUAUAAAUCAAACUCAAUUUGAAAAACAGGAAAAUUGAUACAAAUGGUAUAGCGGGAAAAUUAUUGAGAUAUUAGUUUGUUUCAUGAGAGUCAGUUAAGUCUCAAUGUUUAGUCAUUUUAUAUUUGUAGUUACCAAAAAUCAAAAUUGUAUAUAUUUUAUAAAUCAAAAUAAAUUAACAAAAACAUU